Molecule: messenger RNA, 578 nt
Organism: Vitrella brassicaformis
Lineage: Eukaryota; Vitrellaceae
Source: the annotation of a GenBank genome assembly
AUGGGGAGGCCAAGUACGAGCAGUUGGAACCGACGCCAUCUGACGAGAGAGACCCUUUCGAUUUGUGUCGCUUGAUCUCUGCCGCGUACUGCAGGCCUUCGGUUUCGAAAGAUGAAGUGCAUGCGCAUACCACAGGAAGACGGGGCAGCGCUGUGUACGGCAUUAAGUCGACUCUGUCGUAUGUCGGCCUACCGGAGUACGUUUUCUGCGUAGGAAAUAGCAAGCUUGUUAUGAAGGAGCACGGGCGAAAGACGGGACGCCUGUGGCAGGCCAGCGAGCCCUUCGUGGUCGAAGGUACAAAUCACUGCGGGCACGGCUGUGUGGUGCGUGUGUCGAAUAAGAGCCUGUCGUUGCCUUCAGGCCAAGCGGCAUUCGUCGAUCGCAAAGGCGCAGGUCAAGACACCGAGACGACAGCAAGCGAAGAGGUCAGGACAAGAUAGGGAUGCGUUCUGUGGUUCAUGUCUCUGGUCUCCUUGUUUCAGAAGACCAUCUUUGAGGCCUGUGCUGAGAGCGAUCUAAAGGCACUGAUCAGAUUCAUCGACGAAGGGGGGGUCCAAGUGUCUCGAACUGGCCGAUGA